AUGGCUCCAAUAGUUUCUCCUGAAAAUAAUGAAAAUAAUAAUUUCAACCUGCCAGUUAUUAUUAGCUUGGUGGUUGUGGGUGUUUUAAUGAUUUCUGUGGGUAUAAUAAUUAAUCGAUGGUUGAAAAAUAAGAAAAAUGUUCUGCCGCUAGAAAAAUCAAUGAUGUCAAGAGGACCAACAAAGAAGUUUGAUAGUAUAACGCAAUUAAUAAUACCAAGUCCAGCAUUUAAUAAAGAGACAACAUUGCCAGUGUAUCGAAAAUCCGAUACAUGGGAAAGGUACCUCCAGAUGAUACAGACACCUGAUAAGUUAAAUGAUGUUGUAUUAUCAAUGAAAAUCGAUAAUAUCCACUCGAGAAAUAACAGUAAUAGCACUAGUAAUAGUCUUUGA
This is a messenger RNA of Funneliformis geosporum, 390 nucleotides long. NCBI's taxonomy places the organism in Eukaryota, Fungi, Glomeromycota, Glomeromycetes, Glomerales, Glomeraceae. The record is from the annotation of a GenBank genome assembly.